AUGCAUCUCUGUCGAGUCAUGGCCGCCGUGGUCAUCCACGCGGCCGUGGCCAGUGCCAUUACCACUUCGUAUUGCGUCAUCCCCGACGUCUGCUUUCGAUGGGGAGUCCCCGAAGCAAACACGACCUCCAAGCCGUCCAGCGUCUACCUCCAGCUCAAGGCUCCGAUAACGUACGAGUGGAUUGGCCUCGGAAUCGGAUCGCAGAUGCGCGGCGCCUACAUGUUCAUCAUGUACGCCGACGGCAAAGGCAAUGUCACCCUCAGCACGCGCCAGAGCACCGGCCACGUCAUGCCGCAACACGUGGCGAAUGGCAAUGUCAAGAUGCUGGAGGGCUCCGGCAUCGUCGACGGCCAGAUGAUUGCCAACGUCAAGUGCGGCGGCGGCUGUAACAACCUUGCCCUUCAGGGCUCAGCCGGUUGGAUAGCCGGUUGGAAAGUCGGCAGUCCGCUGAACUCGACGAGCGCAUCCGAGACCAUCACCUUCCACGACGGUUACAACGGUUUCAACGUCGAUCUGAAAAAAUCCACCAUUAGCGUCGAUGCGAAUCCAUUCCUGAAUUCUCAGAACUCGUCCAGCAACGGCAAGAAUGCGUCGACGGCCGUCACGGGCGGCGAAACUGCAAGCACCGACAGCCAGACCCUGGUGUAUGCGCACGGCAUUCUCAUGACCAUCAUCUUCGUCAUCGGAUACCCCAUCGGAUCCAUACUCAUGCCACUGCUUGGGAAUUGGAUCAUCCACGCAAGCUGGCAGUCGCUCAUCUUCCUCUGCAUGUGGGUAGGAUUUGGUCUUGGCUACGCACUCGCCAGCCGUGCCGGCGCCUUCUCCCCAAGCCCCCAUACGGUGCUUGGCAUCCUUGUCGUGUCGUUCAUGGUAUUGCAACCUAUUUUCGGCUGGCUUCAUCAUCAGUACUACAUCAAACACCAAAGCCGCGGCAUCGUGAGCCAUGUUCACAUCUGGUACGGCCGCGUACUCAUCCUCAUCGGUAUCGUGAACGGUGGGUUGGGCUUGCAGCUCUCAGGAAGCCCCUCGACCUUUUGCACGGCCUACAUUGUACUCACAAUACUCAUGGUUGUCGUGUGCUCAUGUGCAAUUGCUUUUGCCAUUUCUAAGAAAAGACAGCAUGUCGCCACCCCGAGCGCAAACCCAGCACGAUUCGGUGGUAAGAAGGCGAGCUAA
This is a messenger RNA of Drechmeria coniospora, 1176 nucleotides long. RefSeq names its product Carbohydrate-binding domain family 9-like protein. Bases 1 to 1176 code for a protein of 391 amino acids. The transcript has 3 exons. NCBI's taxonomy places the organism in Eukaryota, Fungi, Ascomycota, Sordariomycetes, Hypocreales, Ophiocordycipitaceae. The record is from RefSeq and is a predicted model, not a curated record.